GCCCCCGGAGCCUGGGCGGAGCCGCCGGCAGAGACUCCUGCUUCAGGCCGGGGCUGGCAGCGGCGACGUAGGCCCCGGUGGGCGUUUGGCACGGAGCGGCCCCGGCCGGGAAGGGGAUCCAGCGGGGAGCCAUGAGGCGAUCGCGGGGCUGCGGGAGACGAGAAGCUUGAGAGGGACAUGUGACUCACCCACGGCAGAAUCCCUCUCCAGCCCUGGCAUCUCAAGUGUAGGAGCAUCGAGUUCUCACUGGUUCCAGACACCGGCAAGGGAACAUGAGACUAGCAGGACCGCUUCGUGGCGUCGUUAUCAUCUUGACGGCUGGCCUCACGUGGAUCCUCGUCAGUGUCUUGCUGGGCACCCAGAGCGGCUUCUCUCGCUUGCAGCAGCUCCUCAACAAUCCCGAGAAUCCUCCCAGCGCAGAGCCCAGGCCCAAGAAGUACAAGUGCGGGCUGCCCCAGGCCUGCCCGGACCAGACUUUUGCCUUCAAGAUCACCAGCGGCGCGGCGAAUGUCAUCGGGCCCAAGAUCUGUCUGGAGGAUAAGAUGCUAAUGAGCAGCGUGAAGAACAACGUGGGCCGGGGCCUGAACAUCGCGCUUGUGAACGGAGUGAAUGGAGAGCUGAUCGACGCGAAGUCCUUUGAUAUGUGGGCAGGAGAUGUGAGCGAGCUGUUAAAAUUCAUCCGGCCGCUGCAUGAGGGGACAUUGGUAUUCGUGGCCUCGUACGAUGACCCUGCAACAAAGAUGAACGAUGAGGCCCGCAAAAUCUUCAGCGAGCUGGGCAGCACCGUCGCUAAGGAACUAUCCUUUAGGGACAGCUGGGUCUUCGUUGGUGCCAAGGGGGUGCAGGACAAAAGCCCCUUUGAACAGCACGUCAAGAACAGCAAGAGCUCCAACAAGUACGAGGGCUGGCCGGAAGCGCUCGAGAUGGAAGGCUGCAUCCCACAGCGAACCGCUGAAGUUCAGUGAGGGCUUCCCUCUUUGGAGCCCGCGGGAUCUCUGCCCGCAUGGUGCAGCAGCCAGGGGGUGGGGAAGGUGUUCUGCCUCUCUGCCCUGCUGUCUUCCCAAACCGUUUCAGCCAUCGUCCUCUGGCGCAGCCUCUUCAGGCAAUCUAGUUUUCCUUUCUACAGGGCGUGCCUAGACCAGGCCUUGGGAAGUGGGGUUUUGUCAACCUGUAACCUCUGGGACCGACCCCCGAGCCCAACCCUAGUGCCUUAUUUCUCUCCUGGGUGGAGCUUCCCUUCUGUUGUGAAUUCCAGGAGGAAAUCUGUGCCCUCCGUUGACUGCUGGCUCAGGAACUGUCCUCGGGACACGUCUGGCUCUCUGUCCUUCCCUCUGCAGUCUUCUAAAGGGACCAACUGAUGUAGCCCGCUGGGCUUCAGGCAAUACCUCCCUUGCCAGAAAGUUGCUCUUUUCAAGGACGGCCCCUUUUUUGGUUUGGUACUUUUGAAAGAUGCCUCGAGGCAGUUCCUUGGAAGCUGUUGGUGUCCUUGGUUUGUUUGCGAUGAGAAGCAAAAGAGAGAACUCUCUCGGUUCAUGGCUAUUCAUAGCAGAGGGGAUCAAAACCGGGCAUUCCCGUUUUUGGAAAAAAAAACUUGAAGCUUGUUGCUAAACCGAUUCUCCUAAUAAAAAUUGGACAGGG
Heteronotia binoei (common prickly gecko) is the source of this 1638-nucleotide messenger RNA. RefSeq names its product FAM3 metabolism regulating signaling molecule A (gene FAM3A). The record is from RefSeq and is a predicted model, not a curated record. The transcript has 10 exons. The coding region runs from base 273 to 965 and encodes 230 amino acids. Lineage: Eukaryota; Metazoa; Chordata; Lepidosauria; Squamata; Gekkonidae.